This is a messenger RNA of Linum tenue, 1454 nucleotides long. NCBI's taxonomy places the organism in Eukaryota, Viridiplantae, Streptophyta, Magnoliopsida, Malpighiales, Linaceae. The record is from the annotation of a GenBank genome assembly.
AGCAAUUCAUUUCCGAUUGAUUUUCAAAUUCAUUCCUUUUCUUUUUUUUUUCAAAUUCGAAACAAACGGCCCAUUUCAUCUGCCCAGCCUUGCUCUCUCUCCCAACAACAAACAAGGACAGGACAAGACAAGAGAAAGAGAAACCCACAAUUUUGCUCGACUCCCCUGCUGCUUCCUCUUCUCUUCUCUUCUCUCCCUUCACUGUGUUUUUUUUUUUCACCUCUCAAAUGAGCACGCAAUGGACGAGUCCGAGCAGCAGGUUGAUGAGAUGGCGAGUCCGAGACUGGGUUUCUUGUUUCCUCGCUUCCCGGAUUCCUCCUCUAGAUGAUGACGCGGCAAAUGGUAAUUUCCGGAACAUGGUGUGCGAGUGCAACGUAAAUGACGGCGGCACAAGGCAGUACCGGCGGAAAAGCAGGCGCAGAAAGGAGCGACGGAUCCUAACUGACGGCGAGACUGAUCAUGACGACAACAACACUGAUGAUAAUGUUAGUGGCGGAGGAGUUUCCGGCUCGAAAUCGACGGGGAACGGAGAGGCAACGGAGAGGGAGCUGUGCGUUGUUGACGGCACGGGGAGGCGGCGGCGGCGGCACCCGGACGAUGAUAAUCGUCAGGAGGAAUAUAUCGUGUUCCGCUUUGGUGAAAACGGUGCUUUUGAAGUUGUCAAGGACGGCCGGCACAGAAACAACUAUAAACCUCAGAAUCAUACCAACGCAGCGGAAAGUAAUUUGGAAGUGGUUACCAAUACCGCCGGCGGGAGUUCCUCCUCUGCCUCCAAGCCCACUGUCAACAGAAAGUUGAAUUAUGGCAAUCAGGAAAAUGGUAGGAGGGAUGAAUCAUCAUCAGCAGCAGCAGGGAAAGGGAGAUGGGAGGAGAAGUUACCAUUGCCAACUACUCAUCAGCAUGGCAUUGUUGGGUCAAGUGUAAAACCAGAGAUCCUUCAUUCUCAGCAGGUGGAACAUGGAGAAGAGAACUGCAGCUUCAGGCGGCAUCCAUUGGGGGAGAUAGACAGAAACCAAUUCGGGACCUCCGCUGCCGCCGAAUCUGGCAGCAGCAGAGACAAUUCGCAGUCCUCCAGCUCUGGCUCCUUUUCCUUCCCUGUAUUGCAGUGGGAAGAGAUGGUAGGGAGCCCAGUACAAAUGCCAAAACCAGAAGACAACUUUCACCUGCGGAAGCACAGGAUGAAUUGUGCUCGUUUCCAGUGCUGUAGAUUUCGAAGAAACUCCAUCGACUGAGAUCCCUUUCUUGUUGCUUACCUUUGACAUGCUUCUUCUACAUGAGCUAUAUAGGAAUAGGACAGGCUAGUGCUACAGUAAUCCUCCAACAGGAUUUGUUUUUUUUCCCCCCUUCAUUUUCUUAUCAUCAGAACUCGGAAUACAUCAAUCACAAUGUACUCUCUUCUACACAUAGUAAAACUGAUCUGUUCAAUAAUUUUGCAAGCUGAAGAUUUUCAAUAA